Pseudocercospora fijiensis CIRAD86 is the source of this 2592-nucleotide messenger RNA. RefSeq lists its product as uncharacterized. The record is from RefSeq and is a predicted model, not a curated record. The transcript is spliced from 7 exons. The coding region runs from base 1 to 2592 and encodes 863 amino acids. NCBI's taxonomy places the organism in Eukaryota, Fungi, Ascomycota, Dothideomycetes, Mycosphaerellales, Mycosphaerellaceae.
AUGGCACUCUCGCAAAGAAGACUUCACACCGUGCCGAGGCAUUGCACAUCUUCGUCUUCAUUCAUCGAGUACAAGAUACAUACGGCAUGUCCUUUCGCAAAUGAUCAAGCGUCUGCUCGUGGCUGGUUAAGCCUCCUCGCCGAAGCUUCCUGUCAGCUGGCAUCCUUUGCACAGAGACCAUCACACAGCAACGAUCAUGAUCAUGAUCACAGUCUUGCGGUAGACUGCGAGCUUGAAGAAGAGCGAGCAGCUUAUGAGUCAGGCAUGAAGUUAGACACACCACUACCACCGUACUCACACGCAUGCACCAUUCUCAGAGCACUUCAUCGCCUCGCCUCGCCUCGUCCCUGGGAGGCAGAUGCACGGCAUGGUCGCUUCGUAAAAGGUUGGUACUGUAUGGACACAAUUGCAACGUGCUGGCAGUUCUGCUACUUGCACUUCGGCGCCAGACACGUGCCUUGCGCGCUGCUGGGCUGUGUGAUGCGAACGGCGAGUUGGACGCAGCAUUCCUUUGUGAAAUUGCUGGCAUUCCUUUGUUUACACUGGCUCGACCGCAUCCCCAAAACAUACACCCACUGCGGACCCUACGAGUCUUCUGAAUCAUUCACGCCGCUCGUCAUGGCAAAAACGCGAGAGCAGUCGCCCUCGAAGGGCAAAUCACCAAAAAGGACCAAGCCUACUGCCCCAGCCAGCGCAGAACCAAAACGUAGAACGUCUCCUCGUAAAGCAACACCUUCCGCGAAGAAGAAUUCCGCAACAGACACGAAGUCUCCGACCAGCUCGGGACCAAGGAAAGUGAACACACGUGGUACUGCCAGCCCAUCCAAGUCAAAAGUAACCAAGAGAACCACAACCCCCAAAAAGGUCACCAGCACCAAAAAGGCAGCCAGUCCCAAGAAACUUAUCAGCCCAGGCAAGAAGGGCAAAGGACGUAAGCGAGGCUCUCCAGACGAGGACGACUCCGGGUACGAUCCUGACCAGACGACUGACGAGAUCCUCGCGGAGUUCGAUGGCCGGACAAGAACCGCUAUCGACAAGCUACUCAUCACGCAAAUACGUCAAUUCGAGGAUGGCGGAUCGAUUGAUCAGAAUGUCGCGAUGAUGAUUGUUAACGUUGAGCAUGGGGAAGAGAAGCUCGAGUGCAACUACAAGCUUUAUUGGCGAUUUCGCAAGUGCUGCGAGGAAGAAUUCGGAGAUCGGUCGCCUUUCAAUAAUGCCAAACCUCGAGGCCCUACUAGAAGUCCUAAUAAACUUGCCAAUGCUCCAGACCUCUCGCCGAGCAAGAGGUCACCUUCUCGCGCAAGUCCAAAAUCUGCUGCGCCCGCGGCUGCUAGCUCUUCGCCACGCCGGAAGCAAACAUCGCAAACAGGUCGUCUUCAAAGGCGCAUAGCACAGCCGGAUGAAGAUUAUGACAGGGCUGAGAUCUUCAAAGAGAUUGAGCGUCAGGCUUUCCUUGAAGAGACGCGUGGCGAGCCUAUGGAGCCGUACCCCGAGUUUCUUUAUUUUCUCUCCAGGAGUGAGUACAACAAGGCUCAGAGACGUGGCAGAAUGGCAGCGAUGCAGCGUACUGAGACAGUCAUUAACACUCACGGAACCCAAGAGGAACAAGCUCCAAGUACAUAUGGUGAUUCCGGCAUUAUGAUGCACUCUCAAAGCAGCCCUGGCAGGAGAGCAAGACAAGCAAACAAGACAGCAAGCGUGGCAGGAUCGCGCGAUGAUAACUUUCCUCAACUCUCGCCCAGUCGCCUCACGCCUGCAAGAUCUUCCCCUGGUCGAUCGCCAUCCACUCCGAAAAGACAAAUGGCUACCACUCCUGCACGCUCUCCCACAAAGUCCACAUCUCCAGGAAAACGACGCCAAGGUACCGACGCACCACGUUCCCCAGCAAAACCAACUUACAAGCGCAAGUAUCUCGAAAACGGUCAGACAGUAUGGCCACAGAGCGAUAAAGGUCGCGGCGAUGUCGUCCCACCAAUCCAAAAAGACUGGGUCGAAGUCAACGACUUGAAAGAACCUCACAAGGGCCCACAAGACCGCGAAAACCCUUUCUUCCAAACCAUGCCAGCCGCAGAAAUCUGGCAUCGUAGAAUGCCACCUUACUUCCCUUUUGGUGAAACGCCAUAUAUGGAGAAAGUCAUGAGUGACCAGAUCAACGCAGACCUCGCGAGAAGUAAGUCCUUCCAAAACAAAAAUUCACAUCAUCUUCACAGCCUAGCCCAUAAACUAACAAACCCUUCUUCUUCUUCUUCCCCAGGCCACGAAGAAUCCACCGCAAAACCUACCCUUCCCGCACCCCAAUCCCCCGGAAUUCUCGAAUCCAUCACUUCCAUCCCAGGCAGACUGGCCGGUAGCAUUUCCAGCGCUUUCCGCAGUCCUGAACCUCCUGCCGUCUCUGCUGCAGCUGCACCAAAAUUCAAAGCUGCGGAGAGUUUCAACGAGAUCGUUCAACCGGAGAAAUGGCCCUGGCAUUUACCAGAAAUUUCUCGCGAAGAGGUUGAGAGGUGUGCGAUUGGGAGUAGUGUUGUUGAGAAGGCGAGGAAGAGGGCUGCGGUUAGUGAGGGAGGGAGGGAGGGAAUGGCAGGUGAGGGAUAA